UUCAAGUCAAAGAGCCAACCAAACAACCAUGGACAAGUCCCCAAGUCCACCUGCACCAACCGUUCUUGUUCAGGUGAACGCGGACAUGGUUGCCUCGGGUGAGUUCAGGCGCGUCUUCGCAUCGUUCGACCAGGACGGCGACGGCAAGAUCUCGGCCGCCGAGCUGCGUCACUGCAUGAAGGCGGCGCUCGGCGAGGACAUGUUGGCCGAGGACAUCAGGGCGCUCAUGGCGUCGGCGGACACGGACGGCGACGGGCUGCUGGACGAAGAGGAGUUCGUGAGGCUGGCACAAGAAAUGGAAGCGGGCCAGGAUGAGGAGAAGCGCAGGUGGCUGAGGGAGGCGUUCGGAAUGUACGAGAUGGAGAGCACAGGGUGCAUCACGCCGCUGAGCCUGAAGCUGAUGCUGAGCAAGCUGGGGUGCCACCAGGACAUUGCGGAGUGCCAGGCGAUGAUCUGCAGGUUCGAUCUGGAUGGGGAUGGGGUUCUUAGCUUCGACGAGUUCAAGACGAUGAUGAUGGGCUGAGAUCGAUGCUAAUAAAUAUGGUUUCUGGUCAGCCUUUGUUUCUCAGUCCUGAUUGAAUUAGCAUCUGCAUAAGCUGUAAUUUCUGUUUUGAUGUGUCUGGUCAUUGCAAAUUCAUUUUCAUAAUGGUUAAAUGGA
Messenger RNA from Phragmites australis (common reed), 658 nucleotides. Its product is annotated as putative calcium-binding protein CML23. The record is from RefSeq and is a predicted model, not a curated record. Lineage: Eukaryota; Viridiplantae; Streptophyta; Magnoliopsida; Poales; Poaceae. The coding region runs from base 29 to 523 and encodes 164 amino acids. The transcript has a single exon. Gene Ontology annotation, molecular function: enzyme regulator activity; calcium ion binding.